GGUAAACUCUCAGUUCCGUCUACUUACGAUGCGCCUCGUUUUCGUUGGUGGUGGCCUGGAGGCUGGAUUGAGCCUUCAGUAGUUGAGAGCGAAAUACAGGCCAUUGCUGCGGCAGGAUUUGGAGGUGGUGAGAUAAGUGACGUUGAAGACAGCAUCAAGGUACCUAUGGAUCCAAAAAUUUAUGGAUGGGCAAGAGAUAGAUGGAAUGCCGGAAUGCUUGCUGCUUACAAGACGGCACAGAAGCUUGGUGUUUAUGUGGACAUGACUCUUGGUCCACACUGGCCAACAGGCGUUCCAGGAUUCACACCCGAUUCUCCAGAAACCUCCAAAGAACUAGUUCACGGACAGAUCUUGGUCGCUGCAGGCAAGUCUUAUUCGGGGCCCCUUCCUCUACCCGUUGCCGAACCAUCCGGCAAAGAAACUGGGAACCCAUCGAUAAAUGCAACCGCAAAGCUGGUUACUGUCCUAGCGGCGCGGACCAACGCAACUUCAGUCAAUGACACAACAAUUGUAUUUGAGCCAUCGACAGUGAUGGAUUUGACUACUUAUUAUCAUAAUAACCAACUGUCCUGGACUGCACCAAAGGAUGGGGGCUAUAUCGUUGUUGCAUUCUAUGGCCGAGGGACGGGACAAAUUCAAAAUCUGUAUGAUGGAAACCCUGAGGCCCCAAAGGUCACUUAUCCCUUUCCAGCGUACAUCGUCGACCAUCUGUCCAGCGCCGGCGUGGAGGCAUCAGUGAAUUACUGGAACGAGAACAUCCUAAGCGACGAGCUGCGCCAGAUUAUGAAGAGUCAAGGAGGAUCAAUCUUUGAAGACUCACUUGAGCUGAAGUUGAAGCAGUAUUGGACGCUCAACUUUAUGGAAGAGUUCAAGAAGCGUCGAGGUUACGAUUUGACUCCAUAUUUGUUCUACGUCAUCCAAGAUACCAACACAUUCACAGGCGACAAUGAAGUUGCAAGGAGAAUUGUGUACGAUUUCUACGCCACUGUCACGGAUUUGUACAUCGACUACCGUGUCCGAGGAUUGAAGAAAUUCGCUAAUGGGCUUGGUCUCAAAUUGCGUCUACAGCCUUACACAGCUACUGUUGACUCUUCGCGGGCAGCCUCCGCGCUUGAUAUUCCCGAGGGAGAGUCUCUCGGCUUUGAGGGAGACAAUGACGCUUUCCGUGUUUUGGCGACAGGUCGAGACGUUGCCGGUCGCACUAAGAUACUUUCUGACGAGCUGGGAGCGUACAUGGGCAAGGCGUAUGGAGUCACAUGGAGCUUUCUUCUUGGUACGGCGAACUUGGAUUACUCUCUCGGUGUCAGUCACGCAGUCAUCCAUGGCUCUCCGUACCGUGACUCUCCAUCAAGCGUGUGGCCUGGCUUUGCCCCUUUCACGCCACUUGGCUCGACUAGCAAUGGCUUCGCGGAUGCGUGGGGUCCGCGCCAACCUCAAUGGCUCUUUGCGCCAAAUGCGAGCAUAUAUAUGGCCCGUGCUCAUCAAACGCUGCAAUCAGGUUCUCCUUCGGUGGAUUUGGCCAUUCUCAACACUGAAUGGGGUGUGACGGCAACAUGGGACGAUACUGGAUUGAACGAUGCUGGUUAUUCUUACCAGUUUCCAACCCCAGAGCUACUGGCAGAGUACUCAGCCACAGUCAAUAACAAGCUUCUUCUUCCGGAUGGCCCUCAGUAUAGAGCCCUUUUGAUCAACAACGUCACCUCUCUGAAUUUAGAUAGCGCGAGGCAAAUUCUCUCUUACGCGAAGUCAGGUCUAGCUGUCGUUAUCAUUGGGAACGCUCCGUCACAGCCACAAUCGUUCUGCACGGAUUGCACCCAGGUCAAAAGCCAGAUCCAGCAGACCUUUAAGGAAAUAACUUCUUUGAAGACCACAAAGCGCGUCAAUUCCGAGUCUGAGGCUCCCGCCGCUCUCAAAGCGUUGGGAAUCCAGUCAUCUGUCCGAUACUCUUCAGCAUCCAAUGUAUCCACCAUCACGACCAAACGUCGUAUCAGCGACUCUGAAUCGAUCUACUUCAUCUACAGCUCAUCCGCAAUCAAUGAGACAGUCUACCUCAAAGGAGAAGGUUAUCCGCUCAUGAUGAAUUUCUGGACUGGUGAAGUGAGACCCAUUGUUGCAUUCAACACGAACAAUGGGUACACUGAAGUCAACUUGACCUUGGGCACGAAUGCGGCACAGGCAAUUUAUCUUGGCAGAAGAAACCCAUACGGCCUCCCCAAUUUCAGCAAACAUGUUAUCACUACUGAUGCAGAGGCUUUUGUCGAGUCGGGAAACAUGUUCCUGAGAUCGAGUCAAAACGGAACCUACACUGCGCAACUGUCGACCGGGCAAACUCUCAGUGUUGAAUUCAAUAACGUGCCAGUACCAGUAAUCCCGACGUCUUGGACCUUAUCCGUUGAGGACUGGGCUCCCACGUAUAUCAACGAAAUUGGCCUCAACUCGUCUUUGACUAGCAAAACCAUUUUGCCCAGUAUCAAGCUGAGCAACCUCAAGCCCUGGACGAAUAUUACUGGUUUGGAAUAUGCAAGUGGCAUCGGUACCUACAAGACAACAGUCGAUCUAUCUCUCCAUCAGGAGAGCAAGGACUCUGGAGACACUCUUGCUGUUUCUAUCAACAUUGGUGAUGUUGAAGGUAGUUGGGGCUUGAAAAUCAAUGGCGUGCAAGUGGAGGGCGUUGACUUCCUGUCUGGAGCACCGCUAAAUGUCACUUCAUACGUGAAGAAUGGUCCAAAUGAAAUUGAAAUUACAGUUGCCACUACUCUGUGGAACAAACUGCGCAAGACCUGGCCUUCUAUCUAUGGAUCUCUGGAAGCGCAGAAUAUUGGCUUGUUGGGGCCCGUCAGUUUCUCGUACUAC
Messenger RNA from Aspergillus eucalypticola CBS 122712, 2853 nucleotides. RefSeq lists its product as uncharacterized. The record is from RefSeq and is a predicted model, not a curated record. The transcript has 4 exons. The annotation marks the transcript as partial. NCBI's taxonomy places the organism in Eukaryota, Fungi, Ascomycota, Eurotiomycetes, Eurotiales, Aspergillaceae.